Messenger RNA from Toxorhynchites rutilus septentrionalis, 1310 nucleotides. RefSeq names its product tetratricopeptide repeat protein 1 (gene Ttc1). The transcript is spliced from 2 exons. Bases 334 to 1206 code for a protein of 290 amino acids. Gene Ontology annotation, molecular function: protein binding. Lineage: Eukaryota; Metazoa; Arthropoda; Insecta; Diptera; Culicidae. The record is from RefSeq and is a predicted model, not a curated record.
GAAUAGUUUCUCUGUUUCCAUGAUUCGGCGAGGAUUUUUUUUCAGUUCCCUUCAGCAGUAUAGUUAUAUUCACCCUGACUUAAAAGGGUAGGCAGAAAAUAAGUUUUUGCAGCACUGCCAAAAAAUUUCAACUGCCUUGCUCACGAUGAUAAAAAACGUCAAACAAACACCAACUAGUAAACAAAAACUUUACAGCUGUAAGAUCUUGAUGAUAGAAUUUUGAUAAACGAAAAAUAAUUAGCAAAAUUCUCAAUUUACCUUGAUUUUUGUAAGUGCAAAUCAAUACUAUAAGUUGGUGCUUGGCGUGUGUAUUCAGCGUGAAUCAACUAGAUAAUGGAUUCCGCUCCAGAGAAGCUGAAACGUCCGACACCAGUGAAUGCGUCGGACAGUGACGAGGAAAGAUUCGAGAAUGCAUCGAGCAAAGGAUUCAACGAAGCAGCGGUGGACGAAGUCAUCGAACAAGUCACCGGUGUACAUAUAGGCAACUCACCACGAGUGGAUACUUCGGCACCAUCGGAACAGACGGAGAAGUUCGUGGACUGUCGUAGUGAUUGCGGGAGUGACGGCGAAGAAACUGUAGGAAAAGAGUUGAAAUCAGGUCACACAGAGGAUGAUUUUGUGGAUGACGAGUCUCAGCGGGACUUCGAAAAGGCCCUGACCGAAGAAGAAAAGCAAGCUAAUAAGUUGAAAGCGGAUGAGCUGAAAAAUGAAGGCAAUGAUUUGUUCAGAAAGGGAGAUUUUGAAAAGUCGGCGAAUGUUUACACGGGGGCAUUGCGGAUUUGUCCCGUCGAAUAUUCGACGGAGCGAUCGAUUCUGUACGCGAAUCGUGCUGCCGCCAAAACUAAACUUAACUAUAAGCCCUCUGCCAUCGAGGACUGUACCAAAGCUCUGGAACAUAAUCCCAACUACCUGAAGGCACUGCUAAGACGUGCUGCACUGUACGAGGAGCAGGACAAGCUGGACGAGAGCUUGGAGGAUUCCAAAAAAAUCCUAGAACUGGAUCCUUCUAACGUUGAAGCGAGAGCGGCUCAAACUCGCCUGGCACCGAAAAUAGAGGAACGCAACGAACGCCUCAAGCAGGAAAUGAUGAGUAAGUUGAAGGACCUAGGCAAUAUGAUAUUGCGACCUUUCGGGCUGUCAACGCAGAACUUCGAGAUGAAACAGGAUUCCAGCGGUUCCUAUUCGAUAAAUUUCAAGAAUAAAUAGCACCGUAAUUCGCUGAGCGAGCGUUGUGAUAAGUAAAUGUAAAUGCGAUGCUUCAUUUGUUUUUUUCGUUGAAUAUGAGUCGGAUGCAAUAACACGAAAAUCGA